Molecule: messenger RNA, 1173 nt
Organism: Pisolithus orientalis
Lineage: Eukaryota; Fungi; Basidiomycota; Agaricomycetes; Boletales; Pisolithaceae
Product: CTLH/CRA C-terminal to lish motif domain-containing protein
Exons: 6
Coding region: 1-1173 (390 amino acids)
Biological process (GO): proteasome-mediated ubiquitin-dependent protein catabolic process
Cellular component (GO): GID complex; nucleus; cytoplasm
Molecular function (GO): ubiquitin protein ligase activity; protein binding
Source: RefSeq, a predicted model, not a curated record
AUGGAUGUUCCUGUGAAGGAACUUGCAAAGCUGAGAGCCGUCACGGAGGGGACAUCGAAGGGAAAGAACCCAUCCAUCGAAGGCUCGUUAGACUCGCUUCUGCAGACUCUCUACCAAGUGAAGGACAAGAUGGAGACGGAGCCCGUUACCGAAGACACGUUGGCAUUGAUAGCACAAACUGUCGAGGCCAAGAAGAAGGAGAUCGACGAGAAGCAAAAAGAGAUAUACAAUGCGAUCGUCCGACUUGGUAAGACUUUAGAUAAGACAUUUACCCAGCCAUUGCCAUCAUACGAUCCGCUGUUUGUGGCGGACGACGCGAAAGCGUCGCUCGAUGCGAUCGUUGCGGUACAUUUCUUGCGGACGGGCCAGUUCUCCACCGCCGAGAUGUUCAUUCAGGAAUCCGGCGUUACAAUCGACGCAGAGAUCCGCAGUAAAUUCGAGGAACUCCAUCGCAUCCUUACCGCUUUACGAAUGCAGGAUAUCGGUCCCGCAUUGGAGUGGUGUUCGAAGAAUCGCCAAUUCUUACAGUCGAAGUCAUCACCAUUGGAAUUUUACCUCCAUCGUUCACAAUAUAUUCGCCUUCUUCUUGCUUGCAAACCACCAGAUUAUCAGCCCGCACUGUUCUAUGCCAACACUGUUCUCCGUAACUUUUAUACCGAACACACCGCCGAGUUUAGACGUCUCCUGGCAUGCGUCAUGUAUCUCCCUAAGCAGAAGCUGGAAUACUCGCCCUACGCAGACCUCGCAUCGUCGACGGUACAUACUGACCUCGAGUCUCUUUUCGCUACGGAAUAUUGUGCAAGCCUCGGCAUGAGCCACCAAGUACCCCUAAGAGUAGUUGGUGAUAUUGGUGCAGGGGGUGCCUUGGCGAGGAUUGAGAAGGCCCGCACGGUAAUGAAAGAAAAGAAGAGUGAGUGGAGCCAGAGUGACGAGUUACCAGUACGUGGCCUCAUCGAGAUAACCCUGGCACCUGAGCAUCGUUACCAUUCCAUCUUUGCGUGUCCCGUGUCGAAAGAACAGUCCACGGAACAAAAUCCACCCAUGAUGAUGGUCUGUGGGCAUGUCAUCACCAAGGAUAGUUUGCAGAAGCUCAGCAAAAACAAUGGCCGCGUCAAAUGUCCCUACUGCCCUGCGGAAUCUGUGCAAACCAGUGCAUUGCGCAUAUACUUCUAG